GGGGAGACACGAGGAGACGCCUUCAAGUGCCGAUCGAUCCGAACUCACUUGCUUCCGGAAAACCGAUCAGUAAAGACUAGUGAAAACCAGUGAAGUGCUACGAAAUUCAACAGCGAAAUCGAGUCGCCUUGAUUUGCACUAUAAGUGCUCGCAACAAAUCGUGACCUCAAUAACGCAGGUCGACCGAGACUCGAGCCGCCCUCGAGUACCUCGCACGCGCGACCGUGUCUGCAGCCGGUCCGCGGGAGCCUAGCCUUCAUUUUGCAUUGCCCACGUGGCGAUUUUAAUUCGCUAUUCAAACUCGGAAACGACGCUCACGCCUCACAUUUAUUUAAACUAUCCCAUCUAUCGAGAAAUCGAAAGACGGGAAGCGACCAAACGCGGGUCGCCGCUCAUACAUUUUCUGGUGCCUCCCGUGAUGUGUGAGCUCGCGAACUAAGGACAUAGUGUAGCCAAGAGGCGUGAGACGGUGAUACACGUGGACAGUGCGCGCUCAAACGCAGCGCACGACGACUUGCAACCAUUGCAGAUCAUCAACUCGACGCCUCAACAUCAAUGCCAUCGCCGUCGCUCCUACGCCAGGACACCUGCCGCCCAGUAGUCCUCCACGUCUGCAAUUACUACCAGAUAAGUCAAUUUCUUUAAAAAUUAAUUUUUGCAUAUCGCCAUUCUCAAAGAAAAUCAAAUCAAGCUAUCGCUUUAUCACUUUCACAAUCGCUCGUUCCGAACCACGUGGCAAUUGUAUCACUUCCGCCAACGCGUCGCGUAGGGGUGCGUUCCGUUUCUUGCAUGAAAUGCAUGAGUAGCAGGGCAGGGCAUGGAGUGUAGAACCCGUUCCGUUUCUUGAAUGCACUACAUGCGUUUCUGGUAACGGAACAGAUUUCAUGCAGCUCAUUUUGUUUAGAUACUUCAAACAUGGAGAAUCAAGAUUUAAGAUUGAGCGAAUCGGAAUUAAUUUCUACAAUUGCUACAACAUUUUCUUUUACGAUAAAAGAAGAAGACUCAUGCAUGUCAAGAAGUAGUAGUAGUGAUGAAAGUGAUGAACUUUCGAGUGAUGAAGAGGAAGAUACGGAAAUUUUAUACGCUAUUCUAAUGGUGCAAAACACAAGAGGAGUGACUAUUCCAACUGAAAAAUUAUCAGAUUAUAUAGAACGAGUUGUGCCAGGUUAUUUACCACAACAAUUCAAGGAACACUUUAGGAUGUUUCCUGAAACAUACAACAUGAUAUUGCAUUUAAUCGGACCAGCUUUAUCUCAAACGACAAUUGGAAGAAAACAAAUAGACCCAGGAAAACAACUGUUAAUAACAUUAUGGUUUUUAGCUACACCAGACUCUUAUAGAUCAAUUCAUGUUCAAUUCGGAGUUGGCAAGGCAACUGCAUUCAGAGCAGUAAGACGGAUAACGUAUGCUUUACAUUGUCUCGCACCAAGGUUUAUUCAAUGGCCAAAAGGUGAAACAGUAAGAUGCACAAUUAACGAAUUUUCAAAAAUAAAAAAUUUUCCAAAUGUAAUUGGAGCUCUUGAUGGUUCGCACAUUAAAAUCAGAGCUCCAAAGGAAGAUGCUGCUUCAUAUAUAUGCAGGAAACAAUUUCAUGCAAUUCAUUUGCAAGCUGUGUGUAAUGCAAAAUGUGUGUUUACUCAUUGUUACGCAGGACAUGUCGGCUCGGUACAUGAUGCAAGAGUUUUUAGAAAUUCUACCCUUGCUCAUUACAUUGAGGUUCCAAAUGAAUAUUUUCCGUUUGACACUCAUAUUGUAGCAGAUGCUGCAUAUCCAAUUCAUCCGCAUGUGAUGGUUCCAUUUAGAGAUAAUGGUCAUCUCACAAUAUUUCAAACAAAUUACAAUACUCGUUUGUCUUCAACUAGGAUGGCCAUAGAGCGAGCUUUCGGAUUACUAAAAGUGCGGUUCCGUAUUCUACUAGAUUGUUUACCUUUGACUGAUGUAAAAAAGAUACCGCAAGUUAUAUUAGCUUGUUGUGUUUUACAUAAUAUCUGUAUGCUAAGAAAUGACGAGUUUCCAGUUGUGAUAUAUCCAGAAGAAAACGCUGUACCUGAUGUAAUAAGAGCAGAGGCAGAAUUAGGCAACAUUAAAAGAAACCGAAUUAUGUAUGAUUUAAGAAUGUAGCCCGGAUUCAUAAACAUUUUAUGCACAUUGUAAAUGAAAUUCAAUAAAUUUAUAUCAUGAAUAUA
Molecule: messenger RNA, 2186 nt
Organism: Monomorium pharaonis (pharaoh ant)
Lineage: Eukaryota; Metazoa; Arthropoda; Insecta; Hymenoptera; Formicidae
Product: putative nuclease HARBI1
Exons: 4
Coding region: 916-2121 (401 amino acids)
Source: RefSeq, a predicted model, not a curated record